GAAGCAUCAGUUACAUAUUAAAAUUAUAAUACAUUAACUGCAACCUGAAUAGAAUAAAAUGGCGUCACCACGAUAUACAGCUAAAGACCUAUACGACGCAUGCGUAACGAGUGAAGGGCAAUGGGAUGAGGUACGACGCAUUAUUAGACACCAACCUCUACUCGUAAAUGAGAAAUGUGGCGGCGACCCGUUAUUAUAUGUGAUUGUGGUCCUCAGCGCACCACGUGAUGUCGUCGCUGAGAGUUUGAAAUCAGCGACGGCAGAAGCUGUGGACUGCCUGGGGUGGGUCGACGGUGAUUGUAUUCUACAUCACAUUGCUAGACUCGGCUACACACAGGAAAUGAGAGAAUCGCUGAGUUCUGCACGCAAUGUCAAUUUGCAAGAUGACAAGUGGCAAGAGACUCCACUUCACAAGCUGUUAAAAGCCAAACAUAUAUUCAGAGAUCAUCUUGACAUUGCAAGACUUCUUUUGGAUGCCGGGGCUAAUGUACAUAUAGAGAAUAAGGAAAAUAAGACUCCAGUGGACCUCUAUAUGAAUAAUGAGUGUGAGGAGUAUGAUUCGACAAAUAGAGAAAAACACAAGGAAGAAGUCUUGCAACUUUUACAAGGGACUGCAGUCCCAGAAGUAAUUAUGGCUAGAGGAGAAGCAGCUCUGAAGGUUUUUAAUGAGGAGUUGGAAGAUGGAAAAAUAACUGUAAACCACGCACGAUUAAUGGUGACUGGAAAGGAAGGCGUAGGAAAAACGUGUUUGGUAAACACUCUGCUUGAAAAACCAUUUAAUGAAGCAGAACCAUCAACCGAUGGCAUUGUUUUGACUACUGCUUUCCAAACUACUGAUGUUGGUUGUAAGUGGAAAGAAACUGUGGACAUGGAUGAGUGUGAACGGAUUAAGCUGAUAUAUGAUAAUGAAUUAGACGGUAGAGUUGCUGAGAAAUUAAAACUGAAAGGUAGUCAAACAGAGGGAGUUGAAUCGACACCUCAACCAGCACUAGAACCAGCACCUCAACCAGAACCUUCACCUCUACCAGCACCAGAACCAGCACCUCAACCAACACCAGAACCAGCACCUCAACCAACACCAGAACCAGCACCUCAACCAGCACCAGAACCAGCACCUCAACCCGCAUCUCUACCAGCACCAGCACACAUGCCUAAAACAAUGAGAACCCAGAAAUUAAUUAGGCGUGUGUUCUCUCCAUUCAGCAAAAAAAGGAGAAAAGGAAAAUCAUCUACCACACUAGAGUAUGAUGUGAUGUCAGGACCAAUAGAAACAGAACACAAAGAAGUAUCAAGCCGAGCACUUCCAUCUGAAAUUCAGGAAAGAGUUGUUGAUAGAAUUACUGGAAAGACCUCACAGACCAUUGAUAAUAAAGAUAUGACUUACAUCUGGGACUUUGCUGGCCAGCAGCUAUACUACAUCACACAUCGAGUAAGUACUUAUAACAUUCUUUUUGUUAUGCAAUCGACACGAUCCAGGGUGAAGAUUCCUAUUAUAGGCCACAAGAUUCCUCCUACAACACUGCUGCAUUUUGACAAAGUCAACCAUUUGGAUGGAAUGUGA
Messenger RNA from Anneissia japonica, 1561 nucleotides. RefSeq names its product ankyrin repeat and KH domain-containing protein mask-1-like. Gene Ontology annotation, molecular function: protein binding. Bases 59 to 1561 code for a protein of 500 amino acids. Lineage: Eukaryota; Metazoa; Echinodermata; Crinoidea; Comatulida; Comatulidae. The record is from RefSeq and is a predicted model, not a curated record. The transcript is spliced from 11 exons.